This is a messenger RNA of Oryzias melastigma (Indian medaka), 7294 nucleotides long. Its product is annotated as prospero homeobox protein 1. The transcript is spliced from 5 exons. Lineage: Eukaryota; Metazoa; Chordata; Actinopteri; Beloniformes; Adrianichthyidae. Gene Ontology annotation, molecular function: DNA-binding transcription factor activity, RNA polymerase II-specific; RNA polymerase II cis-regulatory region sequence-specific DNA binding. Bases 1301 to 3775 code for a protein of 824 amino acids. Gene Ontology annotation, biological process: regulation of transcription by RNA polymerase II. Gene Ontology annotation, cellular component: nucleus. The record is from RefSeq and is a predicted model, not a curated record.
CACGUGCCAUUUCAAACCGUUUAUCCACCAACUUUCUCUGAAGAAUCACUAAGUCUUUUUAAGGAAAAGCGAAUCACUUCCAAAAUAAAGCAGUUAAUUUAAAACAAAAAUAUUAAAAUAAUGAACUAAGGAUUGGGGAAACAAAAAUAUUUUCUUCCAAAUGUUACUAAAUUAAUUCUUAAAAGUUCUUAAACCUUGUCAACACAUAAAAUAAUAUAGAAAUCUACAACCAAAGUGUUUUAAAUCGAUUUAUUUAAUCAAUCUUUAUAUUUAAUCAAUUUCUGACAUAUUUUUUAAUUAAAUAUCUCGGGAUUAACCCUUAAUGAAGGUAAAUUUAGACUCAACACAUUAAAAGUUCGUUUUUGCUUCAUGCGUAAAAGUGCCAUUUCAAAGCGAUUCUUACUCGCGUGUUCGGCGAAUUUUUUGGAGACAGAGAUUAGUAAGAGUGGUAUUUCCUUUCCCCCCCUCUCCCUCUCUUUGGUUGCAUGAUCGAGUCCCGUUGUCUGCUUGAGUUCAGUGCGUCGUUCUCUGGCCCGGACGCUUCUUAUUGGUAGGUUGCGACAGUUACAUCACGCCGCUCGUGACGCGCACGUCUUCCUGUUUCCUUCAGCCGCGUCUUAAAGUGAAUCUUUGUAGCGGAGGAGCGCUCCAGCAUCCAGUCCUCUGCAGCCCAGUGCGCCUCGGAGACGCACGCACGCUCAGUCCCUCUCUCACUCUCUCUCUCUCUCUUUCUCACUCUCAUUCUCUGUCUAUGUCUCUCAAUUUCACAGCAGAGAUCAGAAGGAGAAACCGAAGCGCACGUUUCAUCUUUUAUUUCUUCAGUUUCGCGUUUUUCUCCGGCGCGUCUCACUUUAUUCCAGCUCCUCUUUCUCGGAGAAACUGCGCUCGCGGCUCCACAUCCAGACACCCGCGCGCUGCCGUGCGCCUUCUUCUCUUUCGUCCCCGCAGGAGUUCAGGUUGUCCCAUCCUCAUCUAAAGGGGUAAGUAAUCUUGUCAGCGGAUGCCUCCUUGUCCUGUGCUCUCCGGACCAAGGUGUGUGGGAAAAUAAUCCAACAGUUUAGCGGGGAAACCGUGUUCAUGGCGCAGACUAAAAGAGCCUUGCUCGCUGCGUUUCGGUCGCUCGUCCGGAUGUGUUUGGAUUUGUGAGCGACCGGGUUCUGCUGAGGAUGAUUUGUGAGCGCUAGCCCAUCCUUCCUCAUCAAAGCAGUGAUCAAGUUGAUUUGCAACUUUGAAAAAUACUGAGAGGUUUUGCCCUAGAGGACUGGGAUUGUGGGAAAUGGCCCAAUAGCAGCAGCCCGUGAUGCCGGACCAUGACAGCGACUCCCUCCUGAACAGACAGACCAAGCGAAGACGUGUGGACAUUGGUGUUAAGAGGACCGUGGGCAGCACAACCUCCUCCACAGCAGCCACAGCAGUAGCCACUGAUAACAUUGCUCGAGCCAAAGCAGCCAUUUUUAGUGCCAUGAACUCUCUGAGCUCCCAUUCUCUCCACGGAUCAGACAACGACUCCAUGGAGUGCUCUGUAGUGCAGCCGCAUGGUGGGCCUGGCGUUGUGUCAGCCAGUGACAGUGAGUCCAAGUCCAAUGUUCUCCGAAAGCUGCUCAAGAGGGCCAACUCUUAUGAGGACACCAUGAUGCCCUUCCCCGGCACUACCAUAAUCUCCCAGCUUCUCAAGAAUAACAUUGCUAAAAAUGGUGGGGGACCUGAGAGGGGGGAACGUGGGGACAGGGGUGAUAGAGGUGAAUCCGGCUUUCCCGGAUCAGGGCUCUCUAAUGCAAGUUCAGACGCCCCCCAAGAGGAUGCUUGCAGUAACUCCUCUCAGGACAGCACUCCUCAAGAGUGCUUGUCCCCGUUCGGCCGCCCCAGCCUCACCACUUUUGACAUUGAACGCCUCAACGACGAACACCUGCGUGCCAAGCGAGCCCGCGUAGAGAACAUAAUACGCGGAAUGAGCCACUCACCGAGUGUGGUGGUGCCUGCCGCUUCCCGUCACGAGCGUGACCAUGACAUGGCUGGAGAGAGGCAUAUGGAGAUGGACUGCCCUCCUCCUCAGUCGCAGCAGCAGGCUCCCUGCAGCCCGAGGGGAGGUGAGGUGUGCAGCAGCAGCAGCAGCCGGGAGAACAAGCGUAAACAGCGUCUGCCUCAGCAGCAGCAGCAGAGCUUCACCCAGCUGGUGUGCCAGAGAAAGGAACAGAAGCAGGAGGAGCGGCGGCAGCUCAAGCUGCAGCUGGAGGACAUGCAGAAACAGCUUCGGCAACUGCAGGAGAAGUUUUUCCAAAUCUAUGACUCCACUGAUGACUCAGAACACAACGACCUUCACAAUGACAUAGGAAACAUGUCAGAGGACAGUCCGACUAGAUCGGACACUGGCAUUGACGAUCGGGGUGGAGAUGACUUGCGCUCUGACAAUGAGAUGUCUGAUCUGGAUCCGGGCCAUUUCCUGGAUAGGGCGCGGGCUUUGCUUCAGGAGCAGACCCUAUUGGCCGACAGAGAGAAGCCAAGACGAGAAGGACUUGGCAGAAACAAAGGACAGGGAGGUCCAGGUGCCUCUAUGCAUGCUGAGGGUAAACAGCUGGCGGAAACACUGAAGCAGGAGCUCAAUUCAGCCAUGACUCAGGUGGUGGACACAGUAGUAAAGGUAUUCGCCAAGCCGCCACGCCCUACUCCUCAGCAGGCCUUUCCUCCACUUUCUAUACCGCCAGAAAGAUUCCCAACUGCUGUCAAUGGAGACAACCCCAACUUCCACACUGCUAACCAAAGGCUGCAAUGCUUUGGUGAUGUCAUCAUUCCUAAUUCACUUGAAUCCUUUGCGAGCAUGCCCAGCAUCCCGGGCACUGCCAACGACCAAACCGAAGCCCUGCCCUUAGUUGUGAGGAAGACACCCAGUGACCACCACCAGUCGUCAGCUGUAGGGGCUCAUGGAGGUCAUCACCACCCUGUCCUUCACCCCUCUUCACUCUCAGCCACCAUGGGCUUCAGCCCUCCAUCCUUUAGACACCCCUUUCCUCUACCCCUCAUGGGUUAUCCCUUUCAAACUCCUCUUGGAGGGCCCACAGGUGGUUACACCGGCAAGGAUCGCUCCUCACCAGACUCCAUGGACUUGUCCCGAGAGACCACCAGCCUGAGGACCAAGAUGACAUCAGGGCACCACCUGGGGCAUCACCACCGCUCCUGCUCACCAGCACACCCUGGCAGCACAGCGGAGGGUCUGUCCUUGUCCCUGAUCAAGUCAGAGUGUGGCGAUCUUCAGGACAUGGCUGACAUCUCACCUUACUCAGGCAGCAAUAUUCAGGAAGGUCUGUCCCCCAACCAUCUGAAGAAGGCCAAGCUCAUGUUCUUCUACACCCGCUACCCAAGCUCCAACAUGCUCAAAAUGUUUUUCUCUGAUGUCAAGUUUAACCGCUGCAUCACCUCCCAGCUGAUCAAGUGGUUCAGCAACUUCAGGGAGUUCUACUACAUCCAGAUGGAGAAGUUCGCCCGCCAGGCCAUCAACGACGGGGUCACCGGCGCAGAGGAGCUGAGUGUCAGCCGGGACUGCGAGCUCUUCCGAGCCCUCAACAUGCACUACAACAAGGCCAACGACUUUGAGGUUCCAGAUCGCUUCCUGGAGGUGGCGGAGAUCACCCUGAGAGAAUUCUUCAACGCCAUUGUGGCCGGCAAAGACGUGGACCCAUCUUGGAAGAAGGCCAUCUAUAAGGUCAUCUGCAAACUGGACAGCGAAGUUCCUGAGAUCUUCAAGUCCCCCAACUGUCUCCAAGAGCUUCUACAUGAGUAACUUGCUCCUCCUUCUCCUCCCCGCUCACCCACCUGCGCUUUCAUUUGUUUUCUCCAUUUUCAUAGAAUAACUUAACUUUUAAUUUUUUUUUAAUGUAUGGAAGUUUUGGAGUAGCAUUCCCAAUCUGAAGCCUCUUUGGCAGUUCCUAGUUAUUGUGUUGUUAUUCUAUUAUUAUAACAGUAUGUUUUUGUUUUUCUGUGAUUCUGAAUUGAAGUGACUCAGAUUUUUGAAAUUCUUUGGAGCAAGUAAACUCAGUUGUUUCCUGAUCAACAUUACCUGAAUGAGCGGAGGGGAAACCCCAGACGGGGAUCCCUGAAAAACUGUAGAUGUGGGACCGUACCCCAGUUCUGAGAGGGUGCCUGACAGACUGUGCAACAAAACUAGUCCCUGACAGGACCGACACACAAAAAGCACACAGAAGCAAAAAAUCUAGUGAGGUUAAAACUGGAUUUGUGGUACUGGUCUGCUCUGGUCUUUGGGACUUGGACCAGUUUGAAAUGAUUUUUUUUUUUUUUUGAAGUGUGUUUUACCUGCGAGAAGGACAUUGUGUUUAUGGGUUGUACACUAUUAUUUUGAUCCUUAUUCUUGUUGUUUAUGAUUAUUAUUUGUUAUUACUGCUUUUGCUGAAGAUUGGCACUUCAAGAUUUGUUUGUCCUCUGAUGCCAUCGCAGAAAAAAAUAAAUUAUUGCUAUUGAUAUUAUUCCAAAGGGUUUCGGGUUCUGAAACUUUUCCUCUUCAUUCCCCUUCAUUAUCCUUACACUUGAAAUAGUUUGUCUGUUGAGGACAAAGUAUUUUUUUUUCUUUUUUUGGCUUUCUGAAUUGAUAUUUUGGUCAAAUACUAUCAGAGUUAGCUUCUUUAUCCCCCUGCAGUGGGAAACUUUGAGAGAAGAACAUUUCUGAAGGGGCUCCACUUCCACUAUUCUGUCUGCUGAGCUGGGCUUUUAUUGUGAAAAACCUGAUUUUACAAAGUUUAAUCCAUACUUGAAUAUGUCCGGUCCAAUUCGAAGGAGAAAAAUUGAAUCAGCAAUAGAUAUUUGACAGAAAAAGUCACUGCUUUCCAUAUGAAAACCACUUUGCUCAUCCUCAUGUUCCCCUCAAGGACCUGGCCUCUCAAAGUGGCACCUGAAGGUCAGAGGUGAGUUCCUCCCCCCAAAGAAGCUCUUAGAGUUACAAAGAGCACACCUGAAGGCUUCUUCUCUAUCUCUUGUCUCACCCCAGCGGCUAUUCACACCCAAAGUGGGGAGAUUUUAAAGCUGCACACAUUUUCAUCCAGCCUUAAAAGCUCCUAAGAUUCAAAAGAAUUACUUUGUAAUACAAUUUCUUCGUGAAUUUGUUCUUUUUUUUUUAAGCUCCAAUGUCUCACCUUGGCAACUUCAGUUCACAUUGUCUGCUCGUGUCACAAAAGAUCAAAGGAGCCAGGUAGCUUCACCUGCUGACUCGUCUAAGCGACACAAAGCACCCGACAAAAGAAGGCAGAGAAAGACAGAGAGCUACUCCCUUUAUUAUGUCCCCCUCCUUCACUUCCCCGGAUGGCGCUCUUCUUAAAGUCAGGAGCCCUGAGAGAACGACCCGGACACGUUUCUCACUGAAGGAUGGGCUAGGCCCGAAACGUCUCAAAGCUCCAGCCGUGGGGCUCUAAGGCGCGGCAGACAAAAGGAGAAAGGACACUUUGAUCUGAUGUUCAGAUUUUUAUCAUUCCCACUGCCACCCUCAGUGUCCUCCUGCAGCUCCACCCUGAAGGAAAAGAGCUUCUGCGUGCUAAAAGAUCCAUUCAAAGGAAACGGAUGCGCAAAUUUAAAAGCAGUUUGAUAUUUAGGUGACGAAAAAACACACAGCUUUUUGUAUAACUGUACAAUAUAAAAAAUCUAUUUAAAAAAAACUAAAUAUAAAUAUAUAUAUAUAAAAUGAAGUUGGGAAAAGCACUGUUAGAUACAGUUUCAUAAAACAAAUCCAGAGGGUAUUUUUAGUGUUUUUUUCUUCCAAAACCUACCCUGAAAGAGUAAAAGAAAAAUGGUUUUGCAGGUUUUAUGACCACUUUUCUUACUUUUUUCUUCCUUUUUUGUGUGUGUGUCUUGUAUUGUGUGAAACAAGUGAAAAUAAAUGAAACUUGGAAUACAUUUUUAAAGUUUGAAGAACUGACGUGGAAACUGUACAUAAGUCCGAAUGAAACGGAGCAUGGCUGUGCUGUUUUUUAAAAAACAAAAAUGAAAAAUCAGUCUGUGUGUGCGAGGGGGUGAAGAGGAAGGGUUUGUAAAGGAAAAAGACAGACUAAACCACUCUGCAAGUGGACUUGAAGUGUGGACUCUUCCGAAGCGCACAGUGAAGAGGCUUUUUUCCUCCCUCGCCAUGCUUUUAACGGGAGCGCGUCUCCCCGCGAGUCGGCAGUGCCCUUGAAGUUGCACCAGCAUCCUUUCCUUUAGCUUUUCUGACUGAGCGACGACCUGCCGGCACCAUGGGGGUCUCCAUUUCUGUUUGAAAAAAAAAUCCAAUAAAAUCUAGGGGAUUUCUGUGCCAUGGAAAGAUGUAAAAGUUAUGAUUUUUUUUCCAGAAAGUGUUUUUGUGAGCUUUGCAUCGUUUGUGCUUGUGUGAGCGUCUGUGUGAGAGAAAAGACCGAUUAUGAGAACCUGUGAACCAGAGUGUGACACAAUUCUCAACACUGUGGCUCCUCCCCCACCCCUGGGAGAACCAUCCUGACAUGUAAAUGAUUCUCAUUAAGCGUUGGCAACAUGUGUUUGGUGUGUGCGUUGUGAUCAUUUCCUCUGAUCUGUUUUUUGACCUGUUUGGAAGAGGGUUUUGUUUCUCCGUGCUUAUAGUUUUAAUUCCUUUUUCUAACUAUUAUUGUCACGGCACUGCUCCUCUGUCAUUGUAAAUAGCGACGAUGAGGUGAUACAUACUGCCUUUGUAUAACUUAGCAAUAUGUUCUGUAAAUAGUGUUUGUUGAUGCUUUUCGUAUUCAAUUCUAGUGCAGUAAUUCCAACUGGAACAGCCAUGAUUGAGUCUGAAUUGUUUCAAAUUGUAAAAUAAAACUGGCUGUUUUUUUUUCUUUCUUUUUGUUACUGAUGUCUAUUUGUCUUGCAGAUUUUGUGUAAUUUAUUGGUUUAAUUUAUCCUAAUUUAUUUAAUGUUUUUUUCUUUUCUUACAAACAAGGAAGGCUGUUAUGGAUUUAAAACUUUUUCAUUCUAAUCUAAUAUGAAUCUGAAUUGGGAAUCUCCUGUUUGAUUGACAGAAAUGGGGAUCUUGGCAGCUAAGUGGACCUGGACAGUUGCAGAAAAGGGCGGAGGGCGAAUUGGAGCUAGUUGGGGAAAAAAAAAAUCUGUAUUUUUUUUCUUUUUUAAAAAAAUUUCUUUUCUUUUUUUUUGUUUUUCCACUGUAUCGCUUUGGCCCAGCCCACAAACAACCAGUAGUCAAACUGCCUUUCGUGCCUUUACCCUCUAUGAACUGAAUGUAUGUGCGGUAUAUAUGCAAGCUUCUGCAAAACGAAUAAAAAAGGAAAUAAAAAUGAGAAAAGAGAGUGGAAAA